CCAAGAGACCGAAGUGCAGCGAGUUCUGCGCGCCUACGAACACAGCAUCACGAUCGACGUACACUGCGCUCCAGAAGGAGACUGGACUUCCGAACGAAUGUCGCGAGAGCCCUUCAGCCGAUACUGCAAGGUGCGAAUCAAUCCUGACGACCGAAUGACGGCCGGCGGCGCCGCCAUCGGCAACUUCAUCAACUACCUGUCGGCGUUCGUGCGCGCCGCGCCGCUAGAGGCGCUACUGGAGCCCAGCGACGUGGUGGGCAAUAUCCGGUUCAGCCACCCCACUCUCUACGUGUUCCCCGGCGGACAGGGGGACGCGGCACUCUUCGGCAUCAACGGUUUCAACAUGUUGGUGGACGGCGGGUUCGCGCGCAAGGCGUGCUUCUGGGACUUCGUGCGCCACCUGGACCGCUUGGACGCAGUACUGGUGACGCGACUCAACAACGGCAACGUAAACGGCAUGUCGGCCGUGCUGCGGCGUAAGCAGGGCGGCCACGUGUACCCACAGAUCGGACACUUCUUCUGCAACCUGCAGGAGCGGAAACACGCAGCGUCUCCGGACGGCGACAAGGACCGCGACCCGCUGUUGAUCGACCUGACUGUGGAGGCGCACGAGAUGGUGGUCAACCUGCACCACCUGGCGCUCAAGCCGCACGCCUGCUACAGCUCGUCCGACCCCAUCAACCUGUACCACAAGGUGGGCCACGGCAAGCUCGACAUGUACGUGCUGAGCCCGGCGCGCGACAGCCGAGACCUCAAAGAGUUCCUCGCGCGGUGGAACGCCACCGACACGUCCAAGAUCUUCUCCAGCGGAGGCAGGAAAAGCUCUGGCAGUGAGUUCGCUUUCCCACUGCAAAAUCUAGUUUCUAUAUGCGCGCUGCUCGUGUGGCAGCCGGCGAACCCGAACGAUACGAUUACACGUAUUCUGUUCCCUGGAUCUGCACCGCAGCACAAGAUCUUCGAGGGCAUAGAGAAGCUCCGACACCUUCAGUUCCUUCGUUACCCGGUCUGCUCUGCAAAGUCUCUCUCACCGUCCACAUCAGCAGUUACUAUCAGCAGCCGCAAGCAGCAGUUACGGUCAGCUGCUCCUGCGGUCAUUGAUAAGCUGCUGCCAGGAGAAGUUGCCAAGCAGCAGGCCUCACCACCAUCAAAGCCCGUGGAUAAGGCCGCUCCCAAAAGUGCGACAAUCCCCGUCACGGGUGUGGAGAAACCCGUGCAGCCUAGCAAGACUGUUCCCCCAAGUGCCGCACCACCCCCAGCUGCCCCCACAGCUGCACCUCCUCAGGUUCCAGCAGUGAAGCCUGUUCCGCCGCCGUCAAGGGCCAAGCCCGAACGCUUACCCGCAAAAACCGAACCACCCAAAACUAAGACUGAUAUAGUUAAGACUGCUGACACAGAAAAAGUUAGUGCAAAAGUAGAUAAGACAUCCAAGACAGAAGUAGUGAGAAUGAAGGGGGAACACAAAUCAAAGACAGAAAUUAAAACGUCCACAGUGAAAACACGAACUGAAACCAAAUCCACCCGUUCCAUAGAAAGGAAAGCACAGAGGACAACAAUUACAACCUCUAGUGUAACAGAGAAAAAGACUGACAUAAAAUCUUCUCCUACUACACCUAAAAAAUCUGUUGAACAUAAAGUUAAUGGAGUUGCACCAAAGCCAGAGCCAAUGAAACAUGCUCGACCAUCGAGUAGAACUAGACCGUCCCCAACCUCCACUCCAGCGAAAAGUGCGAAAGAAGCCAAUAAUCGGAAGGUCGUAGAAUCAAAAUAUCACAUUUCAAAAGCCUCUAAAUUGACUACAUCAAAGGCUGCUAAGAAGGAAGUGCAAGAACCAGCAGCAAAAGCUGAGAGGAAGCCUGUGAGCAGGCGACCAAAGGCAACUCCCAGCUCACCUGCUAAGAUGGCAGCAAAAUCACCGGGUUCACCAGCCAAGUCUUCUUCUGCCAAAAGCACACCAACUCCAUCUGUCAAAUCAGAAAAAGAAGCUGUAAUCAGAAAAAGAAAGGUUGAAACUGGAAAAAUUACUGCUGACUCAUCUGCAGUAUCAACCCCAUCAACUACUGAAGUAGAAACUGUUGUGAAAGCAAAGGAAAUAGGAAAAGUCCAGGAAACUCCCCUUGUAAAUGGCCACAUAUCAGAAAUGAUCAUAACAAAGGAAGAUAUCUCCAAGGAGCUUUUAGACAAACCCCUUGAAGAGACUUACAUUGAGAAAAAGACUGAAAAAAUUGACAGUGAAACUGUAAGAAAGUCACCAACUGAUGACCAACAAGAAGUUACAGAAGGAGAAGACAAAACUUCAGUUAGAGAGAAAGAAAUUAAAGACAUUCCUACUAUAGAAGGAAAAGAAAAACAAAUGGAUGAAGAAACUGUAGAAAAAGAAGUAGAAGUUGAAGAAAAAGAGAUGGUAGUUGAAGAUAAAGAGUCUGAGAUAGAAGAGAAGGAAACCGAACUUGAAGAGAAGGAGUCUGAAAUUGAAGAAAAAGAAUCUGAAGUUGAAGAAGGAGAUGAUUCCAGGCAACUUAUGCAUGAAAAGGAAGAUAUAGAGGCUACAGAAGAGGAACAAACUGAAGAAAUUGAGGAUGAGGAAGGACCUGUUGACAUAAAGGAAUCAUUACAUGCUGAACUUGAAACAGAAGUAAAGAAACUGAUGAGAGAAAAGAUUGAAGGAGGAGAAGAAGAAGAAGAAGAAGAAGAAGGGGGAGGAACAGAAGAAGAAGAAGAAGAACAAGAAGGGGAGGAAGAUGAGGAGGAUGAAUACUUAAUCGUUGAAAAAGAAGAUGUGGAAUCCUACCAAGAACAAGAAAGUAUUGAAUCACAUUUACCAGAUGAUUUUGACAACAAAGAUAUUGAUGUUGAGGAAGAAGAUGAAGGGGAGCUUCAGAAGCACUUAUUAGAUGAAGUUGAAACAGAAAAGACAAAGAAAGAUAUAGAAAAAGAAGAGAUGGAUACAAAAAUGCACAGAGAAGUAGAAUCUCAAAAGGAACACUUAAUAAAGGAAAAAGAGGUAGAUAUAAUUCUUAAAAGUAAAGCCGAAAAAGAAAUAACUGAAACUGAAAAAAUGAAGGAGGAACAUGUUGAGGAAAUAAAAGAGCAAGAAACAGAAGGUGUUACUGAAGAAACUGCUAAGCCAUUGAAGGAAGAAAUUACAAAAGAUCACAUUGAGGAGAAAGUGGAGGAAAUUAUUUCAUCGGCAAAAGAAAUAGUAACUAAAGGAAAAUUUGAAGAUGAAAGAAAGCCUGGAGUGUCUCAAGAAUCGGAUAAAGAUAUACAGAAAGAGGAACUGUCUGAGAGCAAGAAAGAACCUGAAACAAGUGAAGAUCUCAAAGAAAUUUCAUCAAUUAGUCCUGAAGAGAAAAUAGAUGUUUCUUCAGAGAAAGUCCGAGAAACUACAGACACUGACCAUAAGCUUGAUGAUGGAGGUCAUGAAAUGAAAGAGAUUCCCUCAAAAGAAAUUCUAGAGCAGAAAUUUAUUGCAGAGGAAAGCCAGCCAGAUGAAAAGAUGUCUACAACUAUAGAAUCUGCUGCUACAACAGCACCAACACUUCCUGAAGAUGAACGCAUACCUCUAGAUGAAAUAAAGGAAAUUGUUGAAGAAAAAUAUGUGAAAGAAGAGACAAAGGAGAAAGAAAAACCAGUGGCAGAAGCAGUAACACGUCUAGAGCAGCCAACUACUCUGCCACAAGUUGUAAUGCCAAUUUUUGAAACUCACAUUGCUCAUGGGAUUAUUCAUCAAAGAGACAUUGUUAAAACACCUGAUGAAGUUGCUGACUUGCCAGUCCAUGAGGAAGUUGACCCUGGUAUGUAUGAUGCUGAUGAUUUUGUAAGAGACUUUCAUAAAACAAAAUAUGAAGUGCAACUUUCGAAAAAACAACAAGAUACUGAAGAGAUCAAGGACUACAUACCUGAGGUAGGUGCUGCAGAAGAAAGACUGAAAAUAGAUACAGGAAAGGCUGACACAUUGAAAGAAUCUUUAAAACAGUUUGAAGAUGAGAAAGAAGUUGAAGAAGUCAAAAUAGCACCUGAGGAAAGAUUUGUUGAUGAAAUUGAAGACAUUAUACAUGUAAAAAGAGAAAUAUCUGAUGCAGCAAAACCAUCAGUGAAACCAGUCUCUGUGGCACAACGUGAAGAACCUGUGCCAAAGGAAGACAUGGCAAAGCCUACUGAUGAGUCAAAACCUGUUACAGUAAUAUCAGAAGAAAAACUUCUGGAAGCUACCUUUCAGACAUAUGCAGAUCUAAAAGCUACAAAAGAGAAAGUAGACGAGUUAAAAGAAAAAUUCUCUGAAGAAGCAAAGAAAGCUGUAGAGAAAGAGAUAGAUUAUGCUGAAAUUUUAGAAAAAGACAUUGCUCAUGACAGAGUUGCCUUACAGGAAAUGAGAGAAGAAAAGGAAACAGAAGGAGAAGAAAUUGCUGCAGAAUACAUAUCUUCUGAAAAGAAAUACAUAGAAGAACAACUGGAAACUAUUUCAGAUCAACUUAAACAAAAGGAGAAAGUUAUUAGUGAAGAAAUUUCAACACUGCAACAAACAUAUGUAAAGGAGACACCUGAAGAGAAAGGAAAGGAUGAAAUGAAACCACUUCCAAUGGAUGUUGUGCAGGAAAAGAUGCGAGAAGAGAAACAGAAAUUUAUUACAGAAGAUGUCACUGAAAGAAUUGAAAAACUGGAAGGGGAUAAAGUUAUCCAAGACAAAAAGAUUGAAAAGGAUGUAAAGAAAGAUGUUACAGCAGAAAUUAAGGAGGUGGAAGACAAAGAAAAGCCUGUUCCAAAGGAAAUGAUUCAAGAGGUAAUUAUGCAGGAUGAGAAAAUUAUUUCAGAUGAGAUAGUCAGGGCAAAGAAGGUAGCAGAGAAAGAUGAAAUCAUCACAGAAGGUGAAGAAAUUAAAAAACUGAAAGAAGAGGAAGUUGUUCCAAAAGAAGUUAUUGAGGAGAUAAUAAAAGACAAGGAAGUAUCAAAAGUAAUGGGUGAGGAGGAGAUGAAAGAAGAAAGAGUUGUUAAAGAAGACAUUGUUGAAGAAAUCAAACAAUUAGAAGGUAAAGAGAAGUCUACUCCAAAGGAAGUUCUUGAAAAGAAAAUUAAAGAAGAAGAUGAAACCAUCUCAAAGGAGAUGAUUGAGGUAGAGGAAAAGGAAGAGAAAGUUGAUACAGAAGAUAUCAUGGAUAAAAUUCCAAAGCUGGAAGAGAGAGACAAAGAUGUUCUGAAGGAAGUUGAUGACAAAGAGAAAUCUACUCAAAAGGAUGUAGCUAAAGAUGAAACAAAAGGAGGAGAGGAAAUGGGUUUGAAGGAGUUGGUAGACAUAACGAAAAAAAGAGAAAUUGUUACAGAAGAUAUCAUAGCAGCUAUUCCAAAACUGGAAGACAAACAGAAAGUUUCAUUGGAGGAACUUGAUGAAAGUAAGACAAAGGACAAGAAAGAAGAAGAAAAGGAAAAAAUAAUUGCAGAAGAGAUAAAGAAAGACAUUGUAGAUCUAAAAGAACAGGAGCAGCUAUUGUCCAAAGAUGUAGCUAAAGAAAAGCCGGAGGACAAACAGAAAGAAGAGAUUGAUAAAUCUUUAAGAGAACUAGAAGAUACAGAGAAACUUUCACCAAAAGAAGUGAAAGAAAUCCAAAUUUCAAAGGAGAAGAUUCCAGAAAAGGAGACAGAAGAGCAAUUGAUGGUUGCUAAAUAUACCACUGAAGAAACAGAUAAACUCAAAGAAAAAGAGAAAAUUCAGGCAAGGGAAAUGGUGGAAGAUAAAGCAAAAGAAGGUAGGAAAAUAGAGUCAGAGGAAAUUAUUCAUGAAAAGAAGAAAGACGAGAGAGAAGUAAUUACUAAAGAUAUCACUGAAAAACAAGAAGAGAAAGAGAAACUUUCCCCAAGGGAGGUAGCUGAAGAGAUUACUGUCAAAGAGGAAGUAAGUGUUUCAGCAGAGGCUAUUCAGAGAGAGGAAACUAUCAAAGCUGACCUCACCACAGAAAUUAAGAAACCACAGGAAAUGGAGAAAAUUGUAUCAAAGGAAUUAGUUGAAGAGAAGGAAAAAGAGUCUGAAGAAAAGAUAAAAGCUAUUACAGAGGAUGUGGCAUUGAUAAUGUUAAAAGCAGAAGAAAAGGAGAAGCCUGCUCCAAAGGAAAAGGCUGAAGAGAAGAUGAAAGAAGAGAAACUAGUUUCUAAGGAGGCAGCAGAGGAAGAUAAGGGAGAAGACAAAGAGACAGUUAUUACUGAAGAUAUACCUGAAGAAAUAAAGCAACUAGAAGAAAAAGAGAAACCUGCUCUAACAGAAAUUUCUGAACUCAAGACAAAAGAAGAGACAGUAGUACUAAAGGAGCAGGUUGUGGAGAAGAAGGCUGAUGACAGAGUUAUUACAGAGGAUAUAACUAAGUUGGAAGUUAAAGAAAAAACUCCCUCUGAUGACAGGGUUGAAAUAAAGGCAGAAGAAGAGAUAAUAACUGUAAAGAAAGUGGAUGAGGAAAAGAAGGAAGAAGAAAAAGCAAAAGUUGAAGUUGCUGGAAAAAGAAUUGUUGAAGAGGGAGCAAAGGAAGAAAAAGAUAUUUCACAGAAGAUGGCUGAAGAAAAGAUAGAAGAGAAGGAGAAAGUUGUUCCAGAAGAAAUCACCAAAGAAAUAAAACAGCUCGAUGCGAUUGAGAAACUAGCAUCGAAAGAAACAAGCAAAAUAAAAUCUGAGGAUGAAGUGAAAAGAAUUUCAAAGGAAAUUGAUCAAAAAAUGAUUAUAGAAGACAAAAAGAAAAUUGUUCCUGAAAUCACUGAACAUGUUAAAAAACAGGAAGAAAAAGACUCAGGUUUACCAAAGGAAGAAAUAGAAGAGAUGAUUCAGGAGGAAUGGGAAAUAGUUUCAAAGGAGAUGAUAGAGGAAGAGAAGAAAGAUACAAGUGAAGCUGUAACAGCAGCAACUGUUGUAGAAAUCAAGGAAGCAGAGGAAAAAGAAAUAACUAUCCCUAAGGAAAUGGAUAUAGAAAAGAUAAAAGAACCAGAGAAAAUGGUUACAAAGGAUGCAAUAGUGAAAAUGGAAGAACAUAAGCUUAUUACAGAAGAUAUCACGGAAGAACUGAAAAAGACAGAAGAAAAAGAGGAAACUGUUCCACAUGCAUUACCAGAAGAAAAGGAAAAAGAAGCUGAGAAACCACUUUUGAAGGAAACAACAGUGAGAAAGGAAGAAGAGAAGGUUAUUACAGAACAUAUCACUGAAGCAGAGAUAAAAUCAGAAGAAAAAGAAGAAACUGUGCCGCAUGAAAUAUGUGAAGAAAAGCCAAAGGAAGCUGACACAGUAGUGAAAAAGGAAGAAGAGAAAGUUAUUACAGAAGAUAUCAUUGAAGAAGUGAAAAAACCAGAAGAAAAAGAUAAAACUGUUCCACAUGAAAUACCUGAAGACAAGAUAAAGGAAGACGAGAAACUAGUUCCAAAAGAAACAAUAGUGAAAAAGGAAGAAGAGAAAGUUGUUACAGCAGAUAUCACUGAAGAAGAGAAAAAACCAGAAGAAAAAGAUAAAACUGUUCCACAUGAAGUACCUGAAGACAAGAUAAGGGAAGCUGAGAAACUAGUUCCCAAAGAAACAAUAGAAAAAAAGGAAGAAGAGAAAGUUAUUACAGAAGAUAUCACUGAAGAAGAGAAAAGACCAGAAGAAAAAGAGAAAAUGGUUCCAUCUGAAAUACCCAAAGAAAAGAAAAAGGAAACUGCAAAACCAGUUAUAAAGGACACAGUAGUGAAAAAGGAAGAAGAGAAGAUUAUUACAGAAGAUAUCACUGAAGAAGUGAAAAAAACAGAAGAGAAAGAGGAAAUUAUUCCACAAGAAAUACCCGAAGUAAAGAUAAAGGAAGCAGAGAAACCAGUUUCAAAGGACACAGUAGAGAAGAAGGAAGAAGAGAAGGUUAUUUCAGAAGAUAUCACUGAAGAACUGAAAAAACCAGAAGAAAAAGAGAAAACAGUUUCACAAGAAAUACUUGAAGAAAAGGCAAAGGAAGCCGAGAAACCAGUUUCAAAGGACACAGUAGUGAAAGAGGAAGAAGAGAAAGUUGUUACAGAGGAUAUUACUGAAGAAGUGAAAAAACCACAAGAAAAAGAGGAAACAGUUUCACAAGAAAUACUUGAAGAAAAGGCAAAGGAAGCUGAGAAACCAGUUUCAAAGGACACAGUAGUGAAAGAGGCAGAAGAGAAAGUUGUUAUAGCAGAUAUCACUGAAGAAGUGAAGAAACCAGAAGAAAAAGAGGAAACUAUUCCACUUGAAAUACCUGAAGAAAAGGCAAAGGAAGCUGAGAAACCAGUUUCGAAAGACAAAGUAGUGAAAAAGGAAAAGGAAGAGGAAGAGGUUAUUGCUGAAGAUAUCACUGAAAAAGUCAAGAAAUCAGAAGAAAAAGAGGAAACUUCUCGGCCCAAAAUACCCGAUGGAAAGAUAAAAGAGGCUGAGAAACCAGUCUCAGUGGACACGGUAGUGAAAAAGGAAGAAGAGAAGGUUAUUACAGAAGAUAUCACUGAAGAAGUAAAGAAACCUGAAGAAAAAGAGGAAAUUAUUCCACAUGAAACACCUGAAGGAAAGAUAAAGGAAGCUGAGAAACCAGUUUUGAAGGACACAGUAGUGAAAAAGGAGGAAGAGAGGGUUAUUAGAGAAGAUGUCACUGAAGAAGUGAAAAAACCAGAAGAAAAACAGAAAACAGUUCCAUCUGAAAUACCCGAAGAAAAGAAAAAGGAAGAUGCUAAACCUGUUUCAAAAGAUGCAGUAGUUAAAAAGGAAGAACAGAAAGUUAUUACAGAAGAGGUCACUGAAGAAGUGAAAAAACUGGAAGAACAAGAGGGAGCAGUACCACAUGAAAUACCAGAAGAAAAGACAAAGGAAGCUGCAAAACCAGUUUCAAUGGACACAGUAUUGAAAAAGGAAGAAGAGAAGGUUAUGACAGAAGAUAUCACUGAAGAAGCAAAAAAACCUGAAGAAAAAGAGAAAACAGUUCCAUCUGAAACACUUGAAGAAAAGGAAAAGGAAGCUGCAAAAGCAGAUUCAAAGGACGCAGUGGUGAAAAGGGAAGAAGAGAAGGUUAUUACAGAAGAUAUAACUGAAGAAGUGAAGAAACCAGAAGAAAAAGAGGAAAUUAUUCCACAUGAAAUACCCGAAGGAAAGAUAAAGGAAGCUGAGAAACCAAUUUCAAAGGACACAGUAGUGAAGAAGGAAGAAGAGAAGAUUAUUACAGAAGAUAUCACUGAAGAAGUGAAAAAACCAGAAGAAAAAGAGAAAACAGUUCCAUCUGAAAUACUUGAAGAAAAGGGAAAGGAAGCUAAGACACCAGAUUCAAAGGACACAGUAGUGAUAAAGGAAGAAGAGAAAGUUAUUACACAAGAUAUCACUGAAGAAGUAAAAAAACCAGAAGAAAAAGAGAAAUCAGCUCCACAAGAAAUACUUGAAGAAAAGGCAAAGGAAGCAGAGAAACCAGUUUCAAAGGACACAGUAGUGAAAAAGGAAGAAGAGAAAGUUGUUACAGAAGAUAUCACUGAAGAAGUGAAGAAACCAGAAGAAAAAGAGGAAACUAUUCCACAUGAAAUACCUGAAGAAAAGGCAAAGGAAGCUGAGAAACCAGUUUCAAAAGACACUAUUGUGAAAACGGAAGAGGAGGAGGUUAUUGCUGACGAUAUCACUGAAAAAGUCAAAAAAUCAGAAGAAAAAGAGGAAACUGCUCGACACGAAAUACCCAAAGGAAAGAUAAAGGAAGAUGAGAAACCAGUUUUGAAGGACACGGUACUGAAAAAGGAAGAAGAGAAGGUUAUUACAGAAGAUAUCACUGAAGAAGUGAAAAAACCAGAAGAAAAAGAGAAAGCAGUUCCACAAGAAAUACUUGAAGAAAAGGCAAAGGAAGCUGAGAAACCAGUUUCAAAGGACACAGUAGUGAAAAAGGAAGAAGAGAAGGUUAUUACGGAAGAUAUCACUGCAGAAGUGAAAAAAACAGAAGAAAAAGAGAAAGUUCCAUCUGUAAUAUUUGAUGAAAAGGCAACGGAAGCUGAGAAACCAGUGUCAAAGGACACACUAGUGAAAAAGGAAGAAGAGAAAGUUGUUACAGAAGACAUCACUGAAGAAGUGAAAAAACCAGAAGAAAAAGAGAAAACAGUUCCACAAGAAAUACUUGAAGAAAAGGCAAAGGAAGCUGAGAAACCAGUUUCUAAGGACACAGUAGUGAAAAAGGAAGAAGAGAAGGUUAUUACAGAAGAUAUCACUGAAGAAGUGAAGAAACCAGAAGAAAAAGAUAAAACACUUCCAUCUGAAAUACUUGAUGAAAUGGCAAAGGAAUCUGAGAAACCAGUGUCAAAGGACACAGUAGUGAAAAAGGAAGAAGAGAAAGUUGUUACAGAAGACAUCACUGAAGAAGUGGAAAAACCAGAAGAAAAAGAGAAAACAGUUCCACAAGAAAUACUUGAUGAAAAGGCAAAGGAAGCUGAGAAACCAGUGUCAAAGGACACAGUAGUGAAAAAGGAAGGAGAGAAGGUUAUUACAGAAGAUAUCACUAAAGAAGUGAAAAAACCAGAAGAAAAAGAGAAAACAGUUCCAUCUGAAAUACCCGAAGAAACGACAAAGGAAGAUGCAAAGCCAGUUUCAAAAGACACAGUAGUGAAAAAGGAAGAAGAGAAAGUUAUUACAGAAGAUGUCACUGAAGAAGUGAAAAAAGCAGAAGAACAAGAGGGAGCAGUACCACACAGAAAACCAGAAGAAAAGACAAAGGAAGCUGCAAAACCAGUUUCAAAGGACACAGUGUUGAAAAAGGAAGAAGGGAAGGUUAGUACAGAAGAUAUCACUGAAGAAGUGAAAAAAACAGAAGAAAAAGAGAAAACAGUUCCAUCUGAAAUACCCGAAGAAAAGACAAAGGAAGAUGUAAAACCAGUUUCAAAGGACACAGUAGUUAAAAAGGAAGAAGGGAAGAUUAUUACAGAAGAUGUUACUGAAGAAAUGAAGGAACCAGAAGAAAAAGAAGAAACUGUUCCACACGAAAUUCCUGAAGAAACGGCAAAGGAAGCUGAGAAACCAGUUUCAAAGGACACAGGACUGAUGAGGGAAAAGGAGGAGGUUAUUACAGAAGAUAUCACUGAAAAAGUGAAGAAACCAGAAGAAAAAGAGGAAACUGUUCCAUUUGAAAUACCCAAAGAGAAGGCAAAGGAAGUGGAGAAACCAAUUUUGAAGGACACAAUAGUGACAAAGGAAGAAGAGAAGAUUAUUACAGAUGAUAUCAGUGAAGAAGUGACGAAACCAGAAGAUAAAGAGAAAGCUGUUCCACAUGAACUGCCCAAAGAAAAGGCAAAGGAAGUUGAGAAACCAGUUUCAAAGGACACAGUAUUGAAAAAAGAAGAAGAGAUGGUUAUUACAGAAGAUAUUACGGAAGUGAAAAAGCCAGAAGAAAAAGAGAAACCUGUUCCAUAUGAAAUAGUUGAAGAAAAAUCUAAGGAAGUGGGCAAAGCAGUUUUGAAGGACACAACAGAGAAAAUUAAAGAAGAUGGAAGCAAAGAUUUGGAAAAAGAAAAACUCAUUUCAAAGGAUAUAGAUGAGCAAUAUAUUGUUUCACCUGAAAAGGCUGAAGAAGGAAAAAAACCUUCCCUGAAGGAUAUGCCCUCUUCCAAAGAGUUUGUCGAAGAAAGGAGAAAAGUAGAAGAGAAGAGUUCCACACCAGAAAUCACAGAAAAGAAGGAUGAUGUAAAAGAUGUGCCUCCUUCAGAGAAAAUGGUUGAAAAAGAGAGGUAUAUUUCAGAAGAUCUGCUUGAAGAAAAAAAGGAAAGUGAAGAGAAGGAAGAGGUUGUCCCAAAGGAUCUUAUUAAAGAAGGAGAGAAAGUAGACACAAUUCAUAUAGAUCAUACAGAAAAAGAAAAGGAAAAAGAUGAAAGAGAGAAGAGAGUUACAGAGAAAAUUAUUGAAGGAAAGAAGAAAGAAGUAGGUGAAGAAAGUAUUAUUGUGAAGGACUCUGUGGAACAUGAGAAAAAAGGAGAACCAAUAGCUGUAGAGGAUAUUACCAGUGUAAUAGGGAAAGAGGAACCCAAGAAAGACAAAGCUGCUUCAAAGGAACUGCUUGAAGAAAAGAAAGAAGAGAAAGAAAAAGAGAGAGCCAUUACAGAUAUUAGUAAAGAACAGGAAGGCCAACAAGAGGCAGAGAAGAUUACUUCAAAACAAUUCAUUGAAAAAGUCGGAAUGGAGGAAACUACAGCAAAAAUUGCUCCAAAGUAUGUAGUUGAAGAAAAGGAAAAAGACCAAGUUAUUUCAAAGGCUGUGACUGAAGAAAAAAUAGAUGACCUCGAAAAAAGAAAGAUUGUCACUACAUACGAAAAAAUUUCAGACAAGAUUGAAACUAUUUUCGACAUUAAAACUGAUUUGUCACUCCAGGAAACUUCACAACUUACAGCUGCAACAGCAAAGGAAGUUAAGCCUGCAGAAGUGAUCAAAACUAACGGUGAACUUGAAAAGAGUGAAGAGAAAGUACCACAAGUGAAAAUGCCUGGAGAGACAGCUAUCAAGGGAGAGCCAGAAGAUGAGGUUGAUCAGAAGAUGGAACCUGGAAAAGAAACAAUUACAGCACCAAGUGCUUUAUCUGCCACGUAUCUUGAAAUUAUAGACAAGCUACAAAAAGAAGAACCUUCAGAAGUUGAUAAACAGGAAGAUGAAGAGUCACCAAAGAGAGAAGAGCUCAAAGUUAGUGAAGCUGACAAAUCUCUUCGCAAAGAAGUAUCAAAAACGACAGAAGAAUUGGAAGAAAUAUCCGUUACGUCUAGUCAAAUGACAGAUAUUAAACAUUUGCCACAGGAAGGUGUACAGCCAGAAAUUACAAAAGACUCACACAGAAAAGAAGAGGAGCAAACGUCAGAAGGAAAACCAUCCCCACAAGAACAAGAACUCAUAAGCAAAAAAGACAAGGCAGAGAUAGGAGUAGAAAAGGAAGAUAAAAAGGUGAAAGUAGAAGCUGACUCAUUAGAAACUGAGAAAACACCAGCAACUAUAGAAUGGUUAACUUGUGUAGUUAAGGACACAAAGCUAUCAUUGGGAGAAGAGCAGGAAGAGAUCUUUAAGAAAGUUGUUAGCACAAAAGAGAAGAAAGCUACAGAGACAGAAGAUCAAAUUGAUGAGAAGAAAGUGAAGGAGAAACAACAAGAGAUAGAAAAGACUGUCAAGGACACUGAUGUCAUGUCAGUCAUAACAGAAAGACAGAAGACAUUACCUGACAGUGAAACUAGCAAGGAAAUUCCUACAAGUAUUGACCAAAAGAAGCAGCCAACUGGAGAAAGAGAAAUAAUAGAAGAAUCAAUUGACGUGGUGAAAAGUCAACCAAAAUAUGAGGCAGACAGACCAGCAGAAACGUUCAGUGAGGUGUAUCAGGAAGACAAGAAAGACGAGCUUGCAAAAUCAGUGUCUUCAGAAAAGGAGAAGCAACUAACAGAUGAAGAGGAAAAGAAACUAAAGACAGAAAAGUUACUUUUAGAGACAGAGGGCAGCAUUAUUUCAAAAGAUUUAGCUGAAACUAUCACCACAACUGUAAUGAAAGAAUAUAUCCUGAAAACUACACACAUAACAUCGGAUUCUGUUACAUCAGAUGUACCAGCCCCUGGAAAAAUGCCUGUACAACCAUCUGUGCAACCUGAAAUAACACCUUUGCAAGAGAAAGUGGAGAUUAAAGAGACUGGACUAUCACCAAAAGUGGAAGACACUGAUAAAAGAGCUGCAGAUGCACUAAUUUCUCAUGAACUCAAAGACACAGAAAAACUUUCCGCAGGUCAAGAAAUAGGAAAAGAUAAGCAGCCGGGAAUUUCUGAAGAAACUGCUGUUUCAAAAGUGAAAGAAGUUUCAAAAGAAGUAAAAGAUGAUGGGAUUACAAGCAAAUUACCAACUUCAGCUGCUGACCAUAGAUCAGAUGAUGAAGAUGGUGAACCACCUCCAUCUCCAGGAGAAGAAUACAUUGAUUCAGGAAUGGAGGAAGAACCAGUCUAUACCAAACUUGAUGCACCAGAACUUCCAGAAUAUGUAACUGUUACUCCUGACUCCACACCUGCAUCACCAAAAGCAUUGCCCUUAAGGCCACAGGAUGACUCUGCAAAAAUGCAUCUUCCUGAAUCUGAAGAGAAGGAAGGAAAAGAAAAACUUAAAUCUGAACAUACUGAAACUGACAAGAAAGAGCCUGCCAAGGUAACAACUACAGCCCUUCCCCAGGAAAAAGAGGUGGAGUAUAGAAAGUAUGUGGAUGACACUGGUGACAAAACUGGUCAACCAGGAGAAGUUAUCACAGACAAAGAUGGUCAUAUUGUAACAAGAAGAACAAAAACUGAAUACAAAACAAUUGUGACCAGGGAAGGUAAGCCUGAUGAGAAGACAGUUUCAAGUCUAGUGGCUGGUUCAGUUAUACCUAUCUCAUCGGGUGAGAUCACAACAUAUACAACUGGAGUUAAAGAUGACAAACUAUCAGAUGAAGAACAUCUGGAAGAAAUUGAUGAUGAUUCCAAAGACUCAGUCUCAGAGGAAACGUUCACAGAUGAAGAUGGUAAAACUGUAACAAGGAAGAUAGUAAGGCGUUACAAGACAGUGGUUACCAGCAGAACUGAAUCAGCUGAAGAGAAAGGUAUAAUGAAAGAAAUUCAGCCCUCAUUUUCAUCUGAAGCAGGACCUGGUUCAUUUAUACCUGUUUCAUCAGGUGAGAUCACAACGUAUACAACUGUAGUUAAAGGUGACAGACUAUCAGAUGAAGAACAUCUGGAAGAAAUUGAUGAUGACUCAAAAGAAUCCGUCUCAGAGGAAACAUUCACAGAUGAAGAUGGUAAAAUUGUAACAAGAAAGGUAGUAAGGCGUUACAAGACAGUAGUAACAAGCAGAACUGAGUCAGCUGAUGAGAAGGGUGAAAUAAAAGAAUUUCAGCCCCCAUUUUCAUCUGAAGCAGGACCAAUGGUACUACCGUCAUCCUCAAAAACAACAACAACAACAACAAAAAUAAUUGAAGGUCAUGAAUAUCCACUAGACACUGACAAGCAAGAUGACAAAGCAGCUGUUUCAGAAGAAACAUUCACAGACAAGGAUGGCAAAACUGUGACAAGAAGAACUGUGCGACACUACAGAACUUACAUAACUCAGUCCACAGGAGAAAUGGAACCGACUCAUAUAAAGACAGAUGACAGAACUCCCCUUGAACCAGCUCAAGAUGUUGUUGAAAGUGAAACACGUGUUACAGUGUCCACAGACAAAGCAGGCACAGAAGAAAUUGUGGAGUUCGAUGACGACGAUGAAAAAGAAUCAGUAACCGAAGAAACAUUUACAGACGAAGAAGGUAGGACAGUAACAAGAAGAGUAAUAAGGAGGUAUAAGACAGUGAUAACGAAAGAAAGGGAAGUAGUGGAUGAGAAACCAACUACAAAACUGGUAACUACUACAGCAACAAAGAAGACUGAAACAAAAGAAGGUGACGACAUUGAUGAUGGUGUAGAAAUGGAAGAAUGCACAGAGCUCAGUGAUCAGGAUGAAAAAGAAUCUGUGUCUGAAGAAACAUUCACAGAUGAAAGUGGCAAAACUGUGACCAGAAAAAUUGUAAGACGGUAUAAGACAGUUGUCACAAGGGGAAGUGAAUCUGUUGAUACAAAAGAUUCCAUGAAAUUAGCUCCUAAAGAAGCAAAGGAUAUUGUAGAUGAAAUAGAAACAGAACAGGAUGAAUUAGAUGAUCAAGAUGAAAAAGAAUCUGUGACUGAAGAAACGUUCACUGACGAAAAUGGCAGAAUUGUAACAAGGAAAGUUGUCAGACGGUACAAGACAGUGAUAACAAAAGAAAGUUCUUCUGUGGAUGCAGAAGACUCUAGCCAGAUAAGAGAGACAGACACAAUUGCUUCCGAAUUGUCUCCAACUGUUCUCACCCGGAAAACAUACACUACAGUAAUUAAAUCAGAUGAUGAUAGAGAUGAUGGUGUAGAAACAGAUAAAUUAGAGGAGUUUGAUGAUCAGGAUGAAAAUGAAUCUGUGAGUGAAGAAACCUUCACAGAUGAGGGUGGCAGAACAGUAAGAAGGAAAAUUAUAAGGCAUUACAAGACAGUCAUUAGACAAGAAGGUGAACCCACAGAUGCAAAAGAUUCUACGACAAUAAAAAUGGAAAAGAUAAGUGCCCCAGACCUAACCUUAACUGCAACUACCAGCGAAAGUUGCACGACAGAUAUAAAAGAAGGUGUUGGUGUAGAUGAUGGUAUUGAAAUAAGUGAUCAAGAUGGCAAAGAAUCUGUGACUGAAGAAACUUUCACAGAUGAAAAUGGCAGAAUUGUGACAAGGAAGAUUGUAAGGCGAUACAAGACUGUGGUAAUGAAAGAAAGUGGGUCUUUGGAGGAUAAAGGCACUAGUGAAAUAGAGAAGAAAGAUGUAAGAGAUAUGGAACAGAUGUCAACUGCUUUUACUACAGAUACACAUACUACAGCACUAGGUGUCAUAGAAAGAGAUGAACUUACAGACUUUGAUGAUCAAGAUGAAAGGGAAUCUGUCUCUGAAGAGACAUUCACUGAUGAGGAUGGCAGAACAGUGACUAGAAAAAUUGUGAGGCGGUACAAGACAGUGGUCACGAAAGAGAGUGAGUUACCUGACGAAAAAGAUACCAGUCAAUUAACAAAAGUGCUGGGAACUGGUUCAGAACUGCCAACCACUACUAUCUUGAGGAAAAUUUACACUACAGUCACUAAAGAUGGUGAAGGUACUGAAGAUGGUUUAGAAACAGAGCAGCUUGAUGAGCUGGAUGACCAAGAUGGAAAAGAAUCUGUCACUGAAGAGACAUUUACAGAUGAGCAUGGAAGAACUGUCACAAGAAAAAUUGUGAAAAGAUAUAAGACAGUAGUGACAACAGAAGGUGAAGAUGUUAUUGGAGACAUUAGUAGUGAUGGCAAGAAAGAGAGAGAUGAUGAUGACAGUAAAGAUUCAGUCACAGAAGAAAUAUUUACAGAUGAAGAAGGCAGAACUGUAAGAAGGAAAAUUGUGAAGCAUUACAAAACAACAGUGUUAAAAGCUGAUGACAUCACGGAUAAAACAUUAUCUACAACAGAGUUACAAUUUGAUCCAGAUGCAAAAGAGAAAAGCAUUGCUUUCAGUUCAUUUACUACUGCUGAAGGCAAAAGUGACAUUCCCCUUGAUUUUACUGAAGGUGAGGAUGGAAAAGAUUCCAUUAUAGAAGAAACUUUCACAGGAGAAGAUGGAAGUGUUGUAACCAGGAAGAUAACAAGACAAUAUAAAACCAUUUUAAAACAGGAGGCUGGAUCUGAUGAUCAUCAUUUUAUAACAAAAAUUUCAACAGGGUCAGCUGACUCAAGUUUACCACUGACCACCACCACAAUGACAAAAACCUACACAACUGUAACAAAACAAGGUGAUGACUAUGGUGACGACUUCUCGGAAGAUUUAGGAAAAGCUCAUGAACCCAGUGGGGCAACGUCUAAAACCACCACUACAGUGACUACAAUUACUAAAAGAAUUUCUUCAAAGGAUGGAGAAGAAGAAAUAACUGAAGCCACUACAGAGGAAGUAACUUCUGAAGAUGGAAAAGAACAAAGUACUGUCACAGUUACCACAAAGAGAGAUGAACAUGGUGAUAUGGUAGUUCACACAUCAAUAACCCCCAGAGAUAAAGAAAUUGAUGGUUACAGUAUUGCAGGACCAGUUAGCUUCGUUGGCAGUGAUAAAGGGGAGCAUUUGGCACACUCCACUGUUAGUACUACUGUUACGACUUCUCAGAUGACCACAGAUGCCUGGAAGACUGGUAGAAAACAUGACUCACAGCAGUGUGACAGUGAUGAGGAAGAUGACCCUACAUCGCCACUAAGCAUUACAUCACAACUUGCACAUUCUCCACCAUCACAUUUUGGAUUUGAAACAUCUGCUAGUCCUACAGCAUCAAUAGAGCUUUACUCACCCAAAGUCAUUCCUUCACAAAAAGUAAGUUCCACACAGAUGACUAGUUCAUUUUAUGGUAGUUUGCCAUCUGGAGAAGAGCAGUUGACAUCUACAGAUGAGAAACUGGAUUUCCAAAGGGCACUUCAUGAACACAGAGAAGCAAGAGGUGAAGAUCUCCAGUCAUCUUUCCACAGCCCACCUGUGCAUAAAACUGUAACAAUGGGUUACAAAGAGGGAUUGCUACAUGGUGAACAGCUGUCAUCAGGAAUAAAUGGCCAAAAGCAUGAAGAUAUUGACAGUAAAGGAGCUACCACAAAAAUUAUUCCUUCCAGUAGUGGAGUGAGUGCCACAAGCCAAAAAAUACCUCCAGUAGUAACCAGUGCACACCUUCCUGCUGAGCAUGGUCAUUCAGCACAAAAAGAUACAAAGGGUGACAAACAAAAGGAUCCAAUUGGCAGUUGGGGGAAACCACUUGGGCUCCCAGCACCUGCACCGCCACCUGCGAACACAAUCACAACUAAUGGCGAAGUCAACACAGCUACUAAGCCCGGGACCCCAAAAAAGGAAAAGAAAGCUAUGCAAAUGAAGAAGAACUUAGUAAUGAAUGAAAACAACAAAGCAGCAAAUGCACAAUCAGCAAAAGAAUCAAAAUCUAGGCGUUCAGAAUCACCAGUAAAACAGAAGAAUGUGUCAAAUAAAGAUGUUGGGAAAAACACAAAAGUUCCUGGAGGCCAUAUAUAUAUUGACCUAACCUAUGUCCCACAUCAUGGAAAUUCAUACUACACCAAUGUAGAAUUUUUCAAGAAAGUCAGAGCAAGGUACUAUGUAUUCAGUGGCACAGAACCAAGUCGAGAUGUCUACAAUGCUCUACUUGAAGCUAAACAAACAUGGGAAGAUAAGGAUUUAGAAGUAACUAUCAUUCCCACAUAUGAUACCGACACUCUUGGUUACUGGGUCGCCGAGAAUGAAGAUCUGCUUACAAAAUACAAGAUUGACCUCUCUCCGUCUGCAAGUCGCUGCACAAUAAAUCUGCAAGAUCAUGAAACAAGCUGUUCAGCAUAUCGGUUGGAGUUCUAAUUGUUGCUGACUGAUAAACAGUCACAGAAAUAAACUCACUGCCCAUAAAAGCCAUUACUGCUCUAUAGUAUGAACUGGCUUGGACGAUGCCAUUUUUAGCAUUAGCUGAAGUAUUUCUUGUUACCAUCCUUGAUACUUUUUGUGGUCUAAGACAAAGGAAGUUAUGAUGUCCUUACAGAGAAAUUAAAAAUGUCUUUCAGGAAAUUUUCUUGUAUGAUGAAGUCUGUGCUGAUGUUGAGGACCCUUCAACAUAAAUGGUGAUGAUGAAACGGAAAAAAAUGCAGCAGUUUUGUUGUACCAUUUAUUUUUAGAUUGUUCUUUCAGAAUGUCAGCAGUUCUAUUUAUACUGUCAGUUCAUAAGAUUCAAAUAGAUGUAUGGUCACAUAAAUAUGACAUUUAUGAUAUAUGUCCAAAAAAUGUUAGCUGUUUUUCAGUUUCAUUGAUACACAGAAAAAGUAAGACACGAUGUGGUGUGUGUUUACAUUUCAGUCCUGGGGUAAAAGACAGUUUUUACUGAAAGCAAAUUGUCAUAAAACUGUGGUACUUACAUCCAUAAAUAUAUGUAUAUAUAAUGAGCAAAAUCUUUUUCAAAGUAUUGAGUCUAAGAAACACCCAUCUCUCUUACACAUUCAAGAAAUUUAUUUUUCUAAGCUUCCUGAGAAGUGAAAUUGAAAGUGAAAAGAGAGAACAACUUUCCCAUUGGGUUCAAUGUAUAUUUGUUGAUAGUAGAAAUUAAACUGUCUCACGCAUUAAAUACAAUCACUACCAGUUGAGCAAACCAUUAAGUACUUUUCAGAAAACAAAACAAAAAAAAUCAUGUUUUUUGUGCCAUAGGCCUCAAGUGAUAACACAUGAAAAAUUAUACAAGAAAGGAUAAACAAAAACAAGAAAUAUUUUAUAAUAAAACAAGUCGAACAUAAGUAAAUUAUUUCCUAUGUCCAUAUAGUUAAAACAAUCCCAUUAUUAUAAGAUGCCACAUUCGUCUUAUGUUGCUUAUUAUAUUAUAAGCAUCAACAUGAUUUAAUUAUUGUUCCUAAAGUGGACAUUGUAUCAUCCAUUUUCACGUUUGGAGGGAUACCGUUAAACAGUGUUGAAAAACCAAAUAAGAUGACCUAGUUUUUGAUCUAUGUAACGUUUUACUAAUAAUGUUAAAAUCAUGAAAUUAAAAUUAAUUCCCUAAACAGUGUUACCUUAAUGUAAAGUUGUUAGAAAGUAACAGAAGCUUCAUUGAAUGUUUAAAGUGCAUCCUGAGAUCAUAUUUUGUGUGUCAUGAGAAAAAUGAGUCUGCAGUAACUAAUAAUUUAUCCAUAUCUUCAGAAAUGUUCCAUUUUUUGUUUAUGAAUAUUGUAAGCUGUAAAUUUAGAAACUGUGUGUUUACUCACAGUCAUGAUUGUGCAGUGGUUGUGUGUAUGUACUCAAUAAGUGCUCACCCUCAUACCUAAAGUGACAUGUACUUACAAACACAUUAAUUUAAGUCUUCCUCUCACCCUCCUGUUCAUUCCUGCCUGCAAUGCAGUUUUUAAGAAUAUAUGUUUUUGAAAGUUUUAAUCUAUAUUUAAGUCUUCCUACACAUAGCAAAUAUUUUAUAUUUAUACUUAGCAACAUAAGUCUUAUUUUUAAUGCUGUCAUCGUAUUUAUGUAGCGUUUUAUGCAUCCAUUGUGCACGAAAAUACACUUUAUGUAAAAGCUUGAAUGCUAGGCAGAAAAGUAUUUAUCAUUUAUGUUAUCUUUGAUUCAGAUGAUAUUUGAUGUGGUACAUAAUUUAAACAUUAGCUUAAUUUUUUUUAUCUGCCCAGGUGGGACAGUAUAAGUAUAGAAGACAGACUGUUUUUUGAAACAAGAAAGAAAUCCAAAAGUGUUGGCAUGGAUAGAACUUCCUUCAGCUCAGAAAAAGAGAGCAGCUAGAUGUUGCGUUGUUAUAAGUUUGUUUUUGUGUAUGUGAAUUGUUAAAACAAGUGAACAAAACACCGAAAUAUGAAGGAAGAGUAUGGACUGUUGUAGAUAGUAUCUAUCAAAUUGAAAACUGUUGAGUGUAAAAUAUUUCAUAGGCAUGAAACAUGAUGAAAUAAUGUCUGAAGCACUACAAAAAUGGACAAUUUUGUGGAAAUAUAGAAGUUUAUCUGACUUACAGCAACAUACAUGUCACACACACAACUCUUGAAGCAUAGAUGAAUUUGUAGCAAAUGGAGGAAUCCGUUUUAUCCUCCUCUGAUUUUGUACUUACCUGAGAAUGUGUGAUUUUAUAACAGUAAAAAAUUAGGACAUUUAAUUUUUUGUACAAUAUUGUGUAUCUUUCCAGAAAUGUGUAUUAUACUUCAUUUCAUUUUGUGUGCUGGUCAAUAAUCUAGUUUUGUAGAAUUUUAAAUAGUUACUUCAUCUGUAUCUUUCAUUAUUAUAGAUUGCUCCCUGUUAUGAACUGUUUCUAUAUAAGGCCUAAUUUAUUGUUUUUGAAAAUAUUACUCUUGUUUUGUCCACAUGUUUUGUACUUUUGUUAAUGGAUGGUAAACUUGAAUAUGACAGUGUGAAUGAGGUGCUCGUUUAUUACUUUCUGACUGAAAAUAAUUUUCUGAAGUAGUUUAACAUACAAAAGUUUGUAUGUUUGUUAUGAGAUCUUUUCAAAAUGACUGUUGCCAUGGAACUAUAUAUGUAUAGUGUCUACAGUAUCUCAGCAACAAGAAACCGAGCUUGAAUAAAUGAAACACAGUUGUUAAUAGUUAAAUCGAACUGUUGCUAUCGUAAGAUAGAGAAGUUGUGGUAGAACUAUGAAUGGUGCUAGCAAAUGCCUUGUUAAAAAUACAAAUCAAACCUCCACAUUUUUUGUGUGACUUUACUGUUAAUAAUUACAGUUGGACCACUUAAUAGGUCACACAAAAAGAGUGUGUUGAGAGUAAAAGUGUAAGCAGAGAAGUGAAGUUUGUAUUGGAUUCAGUUGUGGCUGGCCUUGUGAUUGUAAAGAAUGUUUCCUUAUUUGACACAUCAUUUUACGAUUAUUUAUUUAUUUAUUUUCCAUAUAAAAGUUAUUUGUGUUUCUAAUGUUGCACCUUUAAACUUUUAUGCUUUCAUCUUUAUUAUAUGAAAAUUGAAAUUUAAAAAAAAAUGGCUCCUGUCUCAUCAAAACAACAUAUUUUGUCAUGUUUGCUUAAAGUGAAGCUUCUAGUCACAGAGUCUGCUCUAUGCUUGUUCUGAUACCAUUGCAGUGUAUGUAUGGGAAAUGUAUGAGAAAUAAAUCAAAACCAAAAAAUAAACUAAAAAGGGGAAAAUCGUGAAAAUGAA
Schistocerca piceifrons (Central American locust) is the source of this 22183-nucleotide messenger RNA. RefSeq names its product microtubule-associated protein futsch-like. Gene Ontology annotation, cellular component: neuronal cell body; microtubule; synapse. Bases 98 to 18910 code for a protein of 6270 amino acids. The record is from RefSeq and is a predicted model, not a curated record. The transcript has 8 exons. NCBI's taxonomy places the organism in Eukaryota, Metazoa, Arthropoda, Insecta, Orthoptera, Acrididae. Gene Ontology annotation, biological process: regulation of microtubule depolymerization; microtubule cytoskeleton organization; dendrite development. Gene Ontology annotation, molecular function: microtubule binding; actin binding.